Geosmithia morbida is the source of this 1986-nucleotide messenger RNA. RefSeq names its product KilA-N domain. Lineage: Eukaryota; Fungi; Ascomycota; Sordariomycetes; Hypocreales; Bionectriaceae. The record is from RefSeq and is a predicted model, not a curated record. The transcript has 4 exons. Gene Ontology annotation, molecular function: protein binding; DNA binding; transcription regulator activity. Gene Ontology annotation, cellular component: SBF transcription complex; MBF transcription complex. Bases 1 to 1986 code for a protein of 661 amino acids.
AUGGUCAAGGGCGACAGCCCCGGCGUCUACAGUGCCACAUACAGUGGUAUUCCUGUAUACGAAUUCCAAUUUGGUGUGGACCUCAAAGAACAUGUUAUGCGAAGGCGGCAUGAUGACUGGGUGAAUGCGACACAUGUGUUGAAGGCUGCCGGGUUUGACAAGCCAGCGAGAACUCGUAUCCUCGAGCGCGAUGUUCAGAAAGACACACACGAGAAAAUUCAGGGCGGUUACGGAAAGUACCAGGGAACCUGGAUACCUAUGCCAGCUGCAGAGUCUCUGGCGGUGCGACACAGCGUGUACGAUUCGCUCCGGCCCAUCUUCGAGUUUCGCCCAGGCAACGAGAGCCCGCCGCCGGCCCCGAAGCAUGCAAGCAAGCCGAAGGCGCCCAAAUCUAAACCGCCGAUCCCGAAAUGGAACAUUGAAGAGUAUGAUAAUACCGCCGACUCGACCAUGAUGGGUGAGGAUGACACCCCGGACAACCUCACCGUGGCCUCGGCAUCAUACAUGGGUGAAGAAGACCGCUUUGAUAUGUCUCACGUUUCGACGGGUCACCGCAAGCGAAAGAGGGAGGAGCAGAUACAUGACUUGACGGAGCAGCAACACGCGCUGUACGGUGACGAGCUCCUCGACUACUUUUUGCUCUCGCACAACGAGCAGCCGGCAGUAAAGCCGGAUCCGCCUCCCAACUUCCAGCCCAACUGGCUCAUCGAUGCCGAGAACCACACUGCCCUUCACUGGGCGUCAGCUAUGGGUGACGUGGAUGUUAUCAAACAGCUCAAAAGAUUCAGCGCCGAUAUCUCAGCCCGAAACAUUCGUGGAGAGACACCUCUGAUGAGGGCGCUCAACUUUACAAACUGCUUUGAGAAGCAAUCGUUCCCUGCCGUCAUGGAUGAGCUGUUCGAAACGGCCGAUGCCCGCGAUCACCAGGGCUGCACCGUCAUCCACCAUGCAGCCAUCAUGAAGAACGGCAGGGUCUACAGCCACCCUUGCUCACGGUACUACCUGGAUAGUAUACUAAACCGUCUUCAAGGGGAGCUUGACCCUAAUGCUUUCCAGCUUUUGGUAGAUGCACAGAGCAACGACGGAAACACGGCGCUGCACCUCGCAGCGUACCGCAACGCCCGCAAGUGCAUCAGGUCGCUUCUUGGACGUAACGCUUCGUCAGACAUACCCAACAAUGAGGGUGUCAGGGCAGAAGAUCUCAUCAUGGAGCUCAACGCCAACAAGAAAGACAGGGGUCAUCAACGGUCCUCGUCGCCAUUUGCACCCGACUCGCAUAAGCACGUGUCGUUCCGAGAUGCCUUUGCGGACAAGGGAGCAGCCAAGAAAACGUCAGUGUCGUUUUCGUCGGCGGCGGCAAACACCGUACACAACCGGAUCUCGCCGCUGAUUCUGGACAAGUUCCAGGACCUGGCCAAGAGCUACGAAGACGAGUGGCAACAGAAGGACGUGGCCGAAGCGGAGGCACGGCGGAUCCUUAGCAACUCGCAGACAGAUCUCAACGUGGCCCGACAGCAGAUUGCAGAGCUCGAGGCCCAGCUUGAGACGGACGAUGCGGCGGCUAGGCUGAUGAACGAGGCCAAUAUAGCUAAGCACCAGGUUUUGGAGCUGAUUGCACACCAAAAUCGGCUGCACGUGCAGCAUACGGUGGAUGCGGAACUGAGCAAGGCCAACGGAGACGCUGCGACGGCGGCGACAGCGCAAGAGGAUACGUACGAGGAGAAGCUCGACCUGGCACGGCAGCUGGGUCAGCUACUGGCUGAACAGAGGCAGGUCGAGUCUGAGUACGUGGACGCGCUGAGCAUGGUGGGCACAGGCGACAAGAUUGAAAAGUAUCGCAAGCUGCUCAAGAGGUGUCUUGACCCCAGGGACGAAGAGAGUUUGGACAGCAACCUCGACAGCCUGAUCGAUAUGAUGGAGGAACAGAAGGAUGUUCACGACCUAGAUGGUUUACCCGGAGCUGAGCCUGUGGAUGUGCACGUGUGA